CAGGUUCUUUUCUGCGGAGUGCGGACCUUCGCUCCUUAGCUUCCCUCUCCUCCCAGUUCGCACCAUCGUCCGCCGUUGGUCGAAGUAUACUCGAUAUAUCCGCCGACCGACACUCUUCCCCUUCUCCUUCGCAGUACAGGCCUUCUGUAUACAGCCCAGCAUUUAGGAGGUUGUUGAAAACAUGGCCAAGCACCAUCCUGAUUUGAUUAUGUGCAGGAAGCAGCCAGGAAUUGCGAUUGGACGACUUUGCGAGAAAUGUGAUGGCAAGUGUGUGAUCUGUGAUUCUUAUGUUCGUCCUUGUACGCUUGUCCGGGUCUGCGAUGAGUGCAACUACGGCUCAUUUCAAGGUCGUUGUGUCAUAUGUGGAGGAGUAGGAAUCUCUGAUGCUUACUACUGCAAGGAGUGUACACAACAAGAGAAAGAUAGGGACGGAUGCCCUAAAAUUGUGAAUUUAGGGAGUGCCAAAACUGAUCUGUUUUAUGAACGUAAAAAGUAUGGUUUUAAGAAACGAUGAUGAAGAUGAUGCUGGAUUCUUGAUAUGUCUGUAUCUUAUUAUUAAGACAGCUUUCUGAGAUAAACGUAUGGAUGUCAGAAAGGAAAGGGUAUGUAUACAUUUAUCUGAUGCAUGAUAUGAACUGUUAGCAAGCUGACUUGUGUCUGUGGCUCCUUGCUUGAACAUUGUUCAAAUGCUGGUGACCAAGAACAGGAAAUUAGUAACCUUUUUGUAAUAACAACAAUUAGCCUUGUUAUUAGCCUUUUUGUUCUGGUGUGUA
Neltuma alba is the source of this 773-nucleotide messenger RNA. RefSeq names its product PHD finger-like domain-containing protein 5B. Bases 182 to 514 code for a protein of 110 amino acids. NCBI's taxonomy places the organism in Eukaryota, Viridiplantae, Streptophyta, Magnoliopsida, Fabales, Fabaceae. The record is from RefSeq and is a predicted model, not a curated record. Gene Ontology annotation, biological process: mRNA splicing, via spliceosome. The transcript has 2 exons.